Molecule: messenger RNA, 4002 nt
Organism: Daucus carota subsp. sativus
Lineage: Eukaryota; Viridiplantae; Streptophyta; Magnoliopsida; Apiales; Apiaceae
Exons: 9
Coding region: 408-1199 (263 amino acids)
Biological process (GO): translation
Cellular component (GO): ribosome; large ribosomal subunit
Molecular function (GO): protein binding; structural constituent of ribosome
Source: RefSeq, a predicted model, not a curated record
AAAAAUGACCUCAAUCGUCACUUCAAAACGCAACUUCAUGUUGUGUUAAAAAAACACAACUUGAAGUCGUGUUUUCAGCUUAAAACGCAGCUUCAAAUCGUGUUUCGGUUCAAAACGUAACUUCAAAUCGUGUUUUCAGUUUAAAACGCAACUUCAAAUCGUGUUUUAAACUGAAAACGCGAUUUUAAGUCGUGUCUUACUCAGGAAAAUCAAAACAUUAUUUGGGGCCUUUUUUCUUUGAAUCGACCGUUGGGGCCUUUUGUACAGAAAAUGACACUGAGCCCCAUUUGAUCUGGAAUAGCGACUUCCGGACCUUUUCUCAAUGAAACUGUUGAGCUUGAAAAAUACGUUUAAUUUACACAUCCAUAGGGUUUAUGAUUUUGAAUACCAAAUAAGCUUGAAUCCCAAUGACUAAGUUGAGGAAGCUCAAUCGAGCUACGUGUCAUCGCAUGUCUAUGGUCAGAACAAUGGUUUCACAGCUUGCUAAGCAUGAGCGUAUCGAAACUACUGUAGCUAAGGCAAAAGAAUUUCAUCGACUAGCUGACAAUAUGGUACAGCUCGGAAAGGAGGGCACUCUCUGUGGUGCAAGACGUGCUGGUGCUUUUGUUCGAGGGAAUGAUGUCAUUCACAAGCUAUUUACAGAGUUGGCUUAUCGAUACAAAGAUAGAGCAGGUGGAUACACAAGAAUGCUUCGUACUAGAAUACGAAUUGGUGAUGCUGCACCAAUGGCCUAUAUAGAGGAAAACAAAUUAUGGGCGCACUUAGGAGUUACUGGCUGUAAUUUUGGAGCAUAUCACUCUCAACAUCUGGCUAUUAUUAAAGCUUUGUGUUUGGAAAGUAAGCUAGGAGUGGCCUUAUGGCUUCGAAACAGUAUGUUACAGAAUUUUUUAGUUCCUGAUGUGCUUACGCAUAAUUACCUUGUAAAUGGGUUUUGCAAAAGUGGCGACUUAGAGACAGCGAAAUGGAUUAUUAUAGGUAUGAUAUGCAGAGGUCCCUCUCCCAAUUGUGCUACCUAUAACACUCUAAUGGUAGGUUAUUGUGCCAGUAAUGAUUUGGAUAAAGCUCUAGAUCUUCCAUCCACCAUGAAUACUUGUGCUAUAAGACCAAAUAGAGUUACUUGUAACAUUCUUGUACAUGCACUAUGCAAUAAAGGUUUACUUGGUGAGGCUACAAAACUCUUAGAGCAAGUCCAAUGCUAGAUGCUAUAUAUCUAUUGCUAUUGCUAUAAUAUAGCACCAAAAAGUGUUUUUUGGUGCUAAAAUAAAACUUGCACUCCAAUGCUAAGUUCUAUAACUAGUUUCAAAUUUAACCAACUCAUUAACUUUUACCUAACUUCUAUAAAUUUUAUUAAAUAUCUCAACCAAUUUCUAGUUAUUGAUGAUGUGGCAACAUGGAUAGAUCCAUCCUUAGUUUCAAAUAUAGAACCAAGGAUGCAUCUAUGCAUGGAUGCAUCCAAAUAUAGCACCCCUUUGGAGUUGAAUUUUUUUACUUUUGAUGCUAUAAUAUAGCAAUAGAACCAAGUAUAGCAUUGCAUUGGAGUUGCUCUUAGGAGAAAUUCUAGAAGAUAAGCCUGAAAGUAAAACUUCAAAUUUGAUCACCUCAACUAUACUUAUGGAUGGUUACUUCAAGAAUGGAAAUAUAUCUAGUGCCCUCGCUAUUUGAGAGGAGAUAUUUAAAGGGCACAGAAAAAUAGAUGUUGUAACAUAUAAUGUAAUGAUCCAUGGAGCUGGUUUGAGCUUGCACUGUAGUCUCGCGUAUAGAUUUGUAAGUGAAAUGUACAAAAGAGGUUUGAUGCCUGAUGUUUUCACAUAUAACACCCAAGUCUUCUUAUUAAGGAAAAAAAGACUGCCGAGGCUUGUUAUAUACACGGGGUAAUGUCAAAAAUGGGGGUUCCUCCAAACAUUAUUUCGGAUAGAGUGCUUAUUCAAGGUUUGUGUAUCAAUGGUGAUAUAGAUUUGGCUAAAGAGUAUCUUCAUUUUAUGUUAGAGCUAGAAAGCAGGGAUACUUCAGUUUAAUGAAGAACUGCGUAUCGGAUACUUCGUAGUGCGGGGGUGCGUGGGGGUGCGGCGGAGUGCGUACGGGAUACGCCACGUGGCGUAUCGGUGGAGGCAACGAUGGGGAUACGUGGGGGUGCGGGGAUGGGAGUGCGGGAGUGGCACAAUUCGUAAUUUAAAACAACUUUUUUUCAAAAAAAAACCUAAAAUCAAUCAGUCAAAACCUGUGUUGCUCUGUACUCGACUAUGUGCAAUCGGAUUGUUGUCAUCGCCGGAAAUCUUCUGGAGGUUGUCGGAAAGAAUGCCCAAGUCGUGAAUGGUAGUUGUAUAUGACUGCAGACUCAUAGAGAUGAAGUUUGGCGAACGACCACGGGGCAGAAGAGGGCAGAAGAAAAGGGGUGAGAUGGGGGUGUUUGUUUUAAAGAAGCCGGAGCUGCUUCUGGCUUCUGCUUUUCUUGACCCAUUUGUGUAAAAAAGUAGAAGCACUUUUAAGAAGCUGAGAAUACUAGCUUCUCUCUCACAGCUUUUGCUUCUUUUCCAAACACUUUAUUAACUUAUUUACUUCUCACUUCUACUCUACUUCUUUAUUAUAAGCCAGAAGUCACUUUUUUUAAGCUAACCCAAACGGCCCCAUAGUCUAUCUAAAACAGAUCUGUGUUUAUAUGUAUGUAUACACUUUGGUAACUUUAAAUGAACCUGGAGUGAGGUAUGUCCACAUUCAUUUCCUAAUUUUUCAUUUACCUUUAAUGAUUAAUUUUAGGAACUAAUUAUACUUCUGAAUUCACAAUUUUAAUAUAUAAAAAUAAAUGGUUUAAUUGUUAUGAUAAUUUUAUAAAUUAUAUUUAUUUAUUAUAUAUAUAUAUAUAUAUAUAUAUAUUAUAUAUAUAAUAUUUUCAAUAUUUUAAUAUUUGCCGUAUCCCCUUGCACCCGUAUCCCCAUAUUUUGGAAUUUGACGAAUUCCCGUAUCCACGUACCGCGCACCCGCACUCCCGCACCCGCACUCAUGCUUCCUAGUGUUAGAGGAUUCAGUUUUACCUGAUAUGUAUAUAUGGAAUGCUUUGAUUGAUGGUUAUGGAAGACACGGGGAUGUGCAACAAGCUUUUUGUAUUCGCGAUCAAAUGGUGGCAUAUGGCAUUUUUCCUAACAUAGUUACCUACAAUGGAUUGAUCAAUGCAAUAGCACAUGAAGGAAAACUUGUUGAAGCACAUAAUUUGACGACAGAAAUGAUCUUUCAUGGAGUUUAUCCUGAUGUAGUUACUUAUAAUAUAUUAAUAGGUGCUGCUUGUCGUCUCAGAUAUGUUCAUAUUGGACUCCUACUUCAUGAUGAAAUGCUGAAAAAAGGAUGCCAUCCUGACAUUAUAACUUACACCCAACUUUUGAAAGGGUUUUGUUUAGUAGGUAAAGUAAUUAAUGCAGAAAAUUUGUUUGACAAGAUGAUCAACUCUGGUUUAGUGUUUGAUCAUGCCCCUUUUCAAAUAAUUAUAAAGAAGCACAGGAGGAUGGGAGAGCUGGAUAAGGCAUUUGAAAAUUAUCAGAUAUGGUUGAGAAGAGAUAAAUGAAAGUUAGCCAAAUUGUAUAGUUUUUUGACAGUGAAGAUUCACCUUCUGUAAGUGAUACAACCUUGUUAUCGUUUCACAUAUAUAACUUCAGAUUCAAGAAGGUGGCAACUUCUUUCCUUACAUGUCUGCAUCUUUUUCAAGAAGGAGAUGGCAGUUUCUUUUUCUGAAAGCAGUGCAAGAGGAUAUAUUUCUGGACCUGUCUUUGUUUCUAAGAAAGUUGUCAUACUUUCCAUUCAGCGAGUGAAGAGUUCUUGCACCUUUAUAUAAGAAAUGAGGAUGAAGAACAUAUCAGCUAUUUUGAGGAAGAGGUUUACAGUGCCAAAUUGGUUAAAGGCGUGGCGCAAAGAACCUCAAGAAGUUCAUAUGUUUGUAGAUCUUUUACUUCAAGUGGUAAGCAUGUGUUUAAUGCUUGUAUAUUGUGUAUGUAUAUCCUUACAUCAUUGGAUUUA